Messenger RNA from Corythoichthys intestinalis (scribbled pipefish), 5077 nucleotides. RefSeq names its product transcription factor binding to IGHM enhancer 3a (gene tfe3a). The record is from RefSeq and is a predicted model, not a curated record. Gene Ontology annotation, molecular function: protein dimerization activity; RNA polymerase II cis-regulatory region sequence-specific DNA binding; DNA-binding transcription factor activity, RNA polymerase II-specific. The transcript has 11 exons. Gene Ontology annotation, cellular component: nucleus. NCBI's taxonomy places the organism in Eukaryota, Metazoa, Chordata, Actinopteri, Syngnathiformes, Syngnathidae. Gene Ontology annotation, biological process: regulation of transcription by RNA polymerase II. Bases 197 to 1795 code for a protein of 532 amino acids.
GCAUAGAACUGCAAUAACUAGAAAUCCAGGAUGCGCUUCCCAUUCAAAUUUAUUAAUAUUUCGCCUGCAACUGGGUCACAGUUGUCCCAUUUUUAAUCAUAUUCAGAACUCGAAAUAUAAACAGCUACCAGUCAAUAGUUUGUGUUUUGUGAACGGCUGAACUGUAGCAAGAAGAAAGCCCCGCUCUCUGUGUUCAAUGUGUCCGCUUGCAGCUGCGGAUGCUUGUAUGUGUGUCAGUGUGGGUGCGGUGGCUGCUGGGAAAAAAAGCCAAUUUCGUUUGUGUUCAUCUCGAUCGUCCUGGAAUUUCGGCAUUUUCAGUACCGCUGGAGAAAUGUCCUCCGUCAGUCCUGACCGGGAAACGAGCGGAGGCCAGUGCCGGGGUGGUCUCGAGCCGCAGACCGUUUUUGUUAUUCUGGAUUCUGCUGAAAGUCUUAACGUGCUACAGGUGGAGUCUGGCAUUGUUGCUGACAUCGAAGUGGACACCCUUGUGUCAUCAGACUGUGACACCUUCUACCAGAUCAAGAGUCAACCCAUCCAUAGCAGUGCUUCAGCGAACACUUCCUCAUCCUCAUCCUUGUCGUCCUCCUCAGUGGCAGUCGCUAUGCCCUCCAGGGUCUUAAUGCGUCAGGAUCUGAUGCGACAGCAGGCUCUGGAGGAGGAGCAGAAGGAAGCGCAGCAACUUCUGCGUCUGCCCACUGCCUCGUCGUCGUCCCCUGUCUGUGUCAGCGCGCCCUCCUGCGGACCCCCUGCUCAGGUCCCAGUAGAGGUGUUGAAGGUGCAGACCCACCUGGAAAAUCCAACGAGGUACCACAUCCAACAGGCGCAGAAGCAACAGGUCCGACGGUACCUUUCCACCUCGGUCAGGCCCGCCAGUCAUAAUGCUUCCGGAACGUCGUCGAUCUCCUCCCCCAGUAACCAGCAUGCUCUUAGCAGCCCUAAAUUGGAGAUGGAAGAAACGGUUAUUGAUGACAUCAUCAGCCUAGAGUCCAGCCUGAGUGAUGACUUUUUGACGCUGCUUGACUCGAGGAAUCAGCUCGCCACCACGCUGCCGGUGGCAGCGACGGGAAACAUGGUGGAUGUCUAUGGAGAGAGUGGCGGAAAAACCACGCCGUCUGUCACCAUUAGCAACAGCUGCCCUGCUGAUCUGCUCACAGUCAAACAGGAGCCAAACACAGAAGUUGAUGCCAAAACACUGAUGAAGGAGCGGCAGAAGAAGGACAAUCACAACCUCAUCGAGAGGCGACGACGCUUCAACAUCAAUGACCGCAUCAAAGAACUAGGCGCGCUCGUCCCCAAGACGCCCGACCCGGAUGCCAGGUGGAACAAAGGAAGCAUCCUGAAGGCUUCGGUGGAUUACAUCCGAAGACUUCAGAAGGAACAACAACGAGCUCGUGACAUGGAAGAAAGACACAAGAGAUUGGAGCACACCAACAGAACUCUGAUGCUGCGCAUACAGGAAUUAGAACUACAGGCAAGCCUCCAUGGCGUUCCUUAUUCUUGUAUGGAGAGUGCCACGACCGACUCGCGAGCCUUCCUCUCCACGGCGACCAAGGGCACUGUCACGCCAUCGUCAGAUAUGCUCGGCUUGGCGGAUCUGAAUGAACUUAAUGGUGGCACCGAUGGCUUCUCUUCAGACCUGUUAAACGACACGGGUUUCGCGGCGCUAGAUGACUUUGGAGACAUUCUGAUGGAGGACAGUGGCCUGAUGUCACCCGCGGGUGGCGCAGACCCCAUGUUGUCAUGUGGGGCGUCACGCUGCAGCAGCAGGACGAGUAGCAUGGAUGACGACCUCUGAUCAACCUACGUUUUCUGUAUCACAGUGGUAACUACGCCAUCCCCGCUGUCACUAUGGUAACCUUGUUAUUGCCCCUCCUGUAUAUGUAAUGUACAUUGAACAAUGAAAGUGAUUAUUCAAACCUACGGUGGUCCGAAAAGUAUUCUAAGUGCUUCACUUUUUCCAUUUUUUAUGUGAAGGACUAGUCCCAAAAUAGAAUAAAUUCUUUUUUUUCCUUUAAUUUCUACAUACCUCACUCCAUAAUGUCAAUUAAAAAAAGCUUUUGGGAAAGUUGCGACUCUGAAAUCUUAAGCACUCUGAGGCAGGUUUUCAUCUGUAAUGUCUCCCUGAUUUGUCUCCCAAGUCUUUCAAUGAAAAAGUGAACACUUUACAAAUACACUGUCCACCUAGCUACAGUAUAUUAGUGUGACGAUGCUAUAGCAUUGCUGUUUUGUUUAGCUUGGAUUUUAACAGAUUGUGAGUUGUUGCUAACAACUCAUAAACUUGUUAGGUACCACUUGGAGGUAAAUUGAAAUUUGUUUUAAUGAUAUUUUUGAUUGGACAUUUUUUAGAUCAUUUUGUAAUUUCUGGACUUCCAUGGGUAUGAGUAGGAAUGCUGUACUUGUGUGUCAGUUGUCUGAUUAACAAACACUCUAAAGGCCUUUUCACACUUGCACUUGUUAGUUUGAUUCACUUAUAGAUAUAUAUCACUUAGACUGAGCAGGGAGGAUUUUGAAAGACCAUUUUCGUGCGUCUAGAAGUUCGGGAAAUCCUAAGAAAGCACAAUUAUUAAGGUUUUCUCCUUUGUCCUUAUGCCGUUACUUGUGAGUACUUGUGAGUCAGGAAAAAUAGCACAAAAUCACACCGCCUAGUCCUCUGCUAUUGGACCAGCCCUUUUACCACCACAUACUGUACAUAGUCAAUAGGUUUUUCAAAGACUUGCUGCACUGUGCAAAAAGAAGUGUGAAAAGGCCUUAAGACAAAACUAGCCACAAGACCAACCAGCUGUCACGGCAAGAGGCGUCCCGAUUUCUACUUAGACUGUCGUUUCAGUUGAUUUAGUUUUCUUCACCAUUCUGUUGCUGGUAAAAAUAUUUUGGGGAUCAAACGCUUGUGUUGGUUGUCAUUUCAUUUGUUUACUCCACUCGUUAACAAGCAGUUAGCUGUCCGACAAAAACGCGUUCAUUUGUAAAUUUUGUACUAAUGCUAGCCGGCUGCUAACAAACAUUUCCUUUCGCAUUGUCCCGCUGAGCGGUUAGAACUUUUCAUGAAUAUUUCUGAUAUUUUUGUGUUUUUUUAAUAUAGAAAAUUCUUUGGUAUUUUAGCAGCACUUGCUUUGUGUCAGGAUCAUAAAGGGAGUCAUGUUUAUUGUUUUUUUUUACAAUCAUGUAAUAUUGUAUAAUAUCUAUAGGCUAUAUAGAAACUUUAUAUAGAAAUAUUGUCGAUAAUACAGAACUAAGAAAAUAAAAAUCAGGCCUUUAAAUUGGAUGCAAAAAAAAACCCUCUCUUGCCUCUUUUUUUAAAAAAAAUAUUUCCUUCCCCGUUCUUCUGUACAGCUUAUUCUCAUGAGAGUCCCGGGGGUGCUGAAGCCUAUCCCGGCUAACUGUGGGCAGGUGGUGGGGUACACGCUGAACUGGUUGCUAGCCAAUUACAGAUAUGAGUGAAUAUCUAUAUAAACUUAUAUAUAAGUACAGGUGGUCCCCGAGUUCCGUUCCUAUGCUGGCAUCAUAACCUGAAUUUCUGCGUAAAUUGGAAUUAACCCUUUAAGUACCCCUAAAUCUCAAAAUAACUAUCCAAAACAUGUAUUAUGGGUCAUAUUAAUAAAGUAAAAAAAAAAAAAAGCGUAAAAAGACAGACGAGACAAUGUUACGCGAUUUAAAAAAAAACAAAAAACGACUGCAGACAAAAUGGAGGAUGAAAGCCAGCGUCGUGAAGUCAAAAUCACGUAAGUUGGGUAUGUCGUAACCCGGGGACUACCCGUAUAUAUGUGUAGAAGUUUUUUUUUUUUUUUUUUACAAGUCUUGUAAGCAUGUAUGAGUGUUCACCCAGAAGUACAUGUCUGUCACUAGCCACGUUUACAUGCUGACUUUUAUUCAUACCGAUUCAAAUCAUUCCGAAUGGAAAUUUCACAUCAACUGUUUACAUGUCACUUCAUCUAUUCCGAUCCAGCGUUUACAUGUGACUGCCUUUAUUCCGAAAGGACGUUUGACAACUGCCGUCUGACAUGCGCAGAUUAAUCAAAACAAAGCGUCACGUUGCAAAACAUGGAGAUCGAUCGUCAGAUCAGCUGCUGUUUGAACUUUUCGAGUGGAAACAAAACUUCAGAAUGACACGCCGUUCAUUUAAAAAGUUGUGUGGGUGCGCUGUGCGUGUGCUUGGAAGCCAUGUUGCAAGUGACGUUACUUACGUCACCAAGUGACGUCACCACGUCAGUACGGAGCAUGUGCAGAAAGAACGCAACCUGCCACCAUUCCGCUUCCCUGUUUACAUGAUAUAAUUUUACUUCUAAUCGGUUUGGGAAAAGGAAUAUUCCACCCCUGUGAAUCGGAAUGAAAUUCCAUUCGGUUUGGGCCUGUUCAUUCCGAAUGAGGUGUUUAUAUGGAACACAUUUAUUCGGUUUGAACAAAUAUUCCGAUUGUAAUUGGAAUAUUUGGCUCCAUGUAAACGUGGCAACUGUCAGCUAUCUGGGCUCAAAGAUCAGCUCACCUUGUCUUUUCAGUGACUUCCUGUUUUCCUGUUUGGAUAUUAAACUAACACACACGUACACGCUUCCUCUUUGAGCAGGGCCCAACCCUCUUGAGCUGUCAAUCAUGGGUGGCUUGGGGCAAGGAAUUCUCCGGUCCACAAAAAUUUUACAAAAAGGUGCAUGCAGACAAACAAUGGACUGGUUGCCAGUUAGUCACAUUCCAUAUUUUUUUAACUAUAAGGUGCACUUCAAAUCCUAUAUCCAUCCAAUUUCUCCCACUUAUCCGAGGUCUGGCAGGAAACCCCAGACACCCAGCCACUUCGCCCAAUUCUUUGAAGAAGGUUGCUAGGCGUUUUCAGACCAUCCGAGAGACAUAGUCUCUCCAGUGUUUUCUGGGUGGAGCAUGAGGCCUCGUCCCAGUGUGACUUGCACGGAACACCUCACUAGGAAGGCGUCCAGGAGUCAUCCUAAUCAGAUACCCAAACUACCUCAUCUGGCUGCUCUCAAUACGGAGGAGCAGCGGCUCUACUCCGAGCCCCUCCUGGAUGACUGAGCUUCUUACCCUAUCUUUAUAGAAGAGCUCAGACACUCUGCGGAGGAAAGUCGUUUCGGCCUUU